Messenger RNA from Terrapene triunguis (Three-toed box turtle), 3450 nucleotides. RefSeq names its product solute carrier family 12 member 6 (gene SLC12A6). The transcript has 25 exons. Gene Ontology annotation, biological process: cell volume homeostasis; chemical synaptic transmission; chloride ion homeostasis. The record is from RefSeq and is a predicted model, not a curated record. Gene Ontology annotation, cellular component: membrane. Lineage: Eukaryota; Metazoa; Chordata; Testudines; Emydidae. Gene Ontology annotation, molecular function: potassium:chloride symporter activity. The coding region runs from base 1 to 3450 and encodes 1149 amino acids.
AUGCACCAGCGCCAACGGUCUCCUGCCAAAAUGGCUUCCGUCCGGUUCAUGGUGACCCCUACGAAAAUUGACGACAUCCCAGGCCUCUCUGACACCAGUCCGGACCUCAGCUCCCGCUCCAGCUCCCGGGUCCGCUUCAGCUCCCGGGAGAGUGUCCCUGAGACAAGCCGCAGUGAGGGCAUGAGUGAUUUCUCAGGGGCCACCACCUCUGGGGCCACUGUGGCGGGCGAACCGGCUAGCGACAGGACGUCCAACCCCCAUGACGUGGCAGAAGACGUGAGUCAAACCUCCAUCACAGGGGAACAGUGUCAGCUCUUAGACCCCGGGCGCAAGAAAGACAUCUAUCUCAACAACACCAGCUACGAGGAUGGGGAUGAGUACUUCGACAAGAACCUGGCGCUCUUCGAGGAGGAAAUGGAUACCCGGCCGAAGGUGUCCUCCCUGCUUAACCGCAUGGCAAACUACACCAACCUGACGCAGGGGGCACGGGAGCACGAGGAGGCUGAGAACAUUACAGAGGGCAAGAAGAAGCCCACGAAGACGCCCCAGAUGGGCACCUUCAUGGGUGUCUAUCUGCCCUGCCUGCAGAAUAUCUUCGGGGUCAUCCUCUUCCUGCGCCUCACUUGGGUGGUGGGCACGGCCGGUGUGCUGCAGGCCUUUGCCAUUGUCUUCAUCUGCUGCUGCUGCACGCUGCUAACUGCCAUCUCUAUGAGUGCCAUCGCCACCAAUGGAGUCGUGCCGGCUGGGGGCUCCUACUUCAUGAUCUCCCGGGCGCUGGGCCCUGAGUUCGGGGGUGCUGUGGGGCUCUGCUUCUAUCUGGGCACCACCUUUGCCGCCGCCAUGUACAUUCUGGGAGCCAUUGAGAUCUUCCUGAUGUACAUCGCCCCCGAGGCAGCCAUUUUCCGCAGUGCUGACGUGCUGAAGGAGUCGGCAGCCACGCUGAACAACAUGCGGGUCUACGGCUCGGCCUUCCUCGUCCUCAUGGUGCUAGUGGUCUUCGUCGGCGUGCGCUACGUUAACAAGUUUGCCUCGCUCUUCCUCGCCUGCGUCAUCGUCUCCAUCCUGGCCAUCUACGCCGGGGCCAUCAAAUCCUCCUUCGCCCCGCCACGCUUCCCGGUCUGUAUGCUGGGGAACCGCACCCUCUCUGGCCGGCACAUCAACAUCUGCGCUAAGACCCAGGAACUGGGCAACUUCACGGUGCCCACCCAGCUCUGGGGCCUCUUCUGCAACUCCAGCAAGCAGCUAAAUGCCACCUGCGAUGAAUACUUCACUCACAACAAUGUCACCUCCAUCCAGGGCAUCCCGGGCCUGGCCAGCGGCAUCAUCACCGAGAACCUGUGGAGCAGCUACCUGCAGAAGGGGGAGAUCAUCGAGAAGCCCUCGGCCCACUCCGUCGACGUGCUGGGGGCCAUGAGCCAGGAGUACGUGUUAGCCGACAUCGCCACCUCCUUUACCCUGCUCGUGGGCAUCUUCUUCCCCUCUGUCACCGGGAUCAUGGCUGGCUCGAACCGCUCUGGAGACCUGAAGGAUGCUCAGAAAUCCAUCCCCAUCGGCACCAUUCUGGCCAUCCUCACCACCUCCUUCGUCUAUCUCAGCAACGUGGUUCUGUUUGGGGCCUGCAUCGAAGGGGUGGUGCUGCGGGACAAGUUUGGCGACGCUGUGCACGGGAACCUGGUGGUUGGGACGCUCUCCUGGCCCUCACCCUGGGUCAUCGUCAUCGGCUCCUUCUUCUCCACGUGCGGGGCUGGGCUGCAGAGCCUGACUGGUGCCCCCCGGCUGCUGCAGGCCAUUGCCAAGGACAACAUCAUCCCCUUCCUGCGGGUUUUCGGCCAUAGCAAAGCCAACGGGGAGCCGACGUGGGCUCUGCUGCUGACAGCGGGUAUCGCCGAGCUGGGCAUCCUCAUUGCCUCGCUGGACCUGGUGGCCCCCAUCCUGUCUAUGUUCUUCUUGAUGUGUUACCUCUUUGUCAAUCUGGCCUGCGCCUUGCAGACCCUGCUGCGCACCCCCAACUGGAGACCCCGCUUUCGCUACUACCACUGGGCGCUCUCAUUUGUGGGCAUGAGCAUUUGCCUGGCGCUCAUGUUUGUGUCCUCCUGGUAUUAUGCUAUCGUCGCCAUGGUGAUCGCCGGCAUGAUCUACAAGUACAUCGAGUACCAGGGAGCCGAGAAGGAGUGGGGUGACGGCAUCCGGGGCCUGUCGCUGAGCGCUGCCCGCUUUGCCCUGCUGCGCCUGGAGGAGGGGCCCCCCCACACCAAGAACUGGAGGCCCCAGCUGCUGGUGCUGCUGAAGCUGGACGAGGACCUGCACGUGAAGCACCCACGCCUGCUGACCUUUGCCUCGCAGCUCAAGGCGGGCAAGGGCCUGACGAUCGUGGGCACCGUCAUGGUGGGCAACUUCCUGGAGAACUACGCCGAGGCGCUGGCGGCUGAGCAGACCAUCAAGCACCUGAUGGAGGCAGAGCGCGUGAAGGGCUUCUACCAGCUGGUGGUGGCAGCCAAGGUGCGGGAGGGCAUCUCCCACCUCAUCCAGUCCUGUGGCCUGGGCGGCAUGAAGCACAACACAGUGGUGAUGGGCUGGCCCAACGCCUGGCGCCAGAGCGAGGAUGCCCGCGCCUGGAAGACCUUCAUCAGCACUGUCCGAGUCACCACAGCCGCUCACCUGGCCCUGCUGGUGGCCAAGAAUGUGGCCUUCUACCCAGGCAACGCGGAGCCCUUCGCUGAGGGCAACAUCGACGUGUGGUGGAUCGUCCACGAUGGAGGCAUGCUCAUGCUGCUGCCCUUCCUGCUCAAGCAGCACAAGGUGUGGCGUAAAUGCAACAUCCGCAUCUUCACGGUGGCCCAGCUGGAGGACAACAGCAUCCAGAUGAAAAAGGACCUGGCCACCUUCCUGUACCACCUGCGCAUUGAGGCAGAGGUGGAGGUGGUGGAGAUGCAUGACAGCGACAUCUCGGCCUACACCUAUGAGCGGACCCUGAUGAUGGAGCAGCGCUCCCAGAUGCUGCGGCACAUGCGGCUCUCCAAGACGGAACGGGACCGGGAGGCCCAGCUGGUGAAGGACCGCAACUCCAUGCUGCGCCUGACCAGCAUCGGCUCUGAUGAGGACGAGGAAACGGAGACCUACCAAGAGAAGGUGCAGAUGACCUGGACUAAGGAUAAGUACAUGGCGGCCCGCGGGCAGAAGGCCCGGACUCUGGAGGGCAUGCAGGAUCUGCUCAACAUGAAGCCGGACCAGUCCAAUGUGCGGCGCAUGCACACGGCCGUCAAACUCAACGAGGUGAUCGUCAACAAGUCUCACGACGCAAAGCUGGUCCUGCUCAACAUGCCGGGGCCGCCCCGCAACCCUGCAGGCGAUGAGAACUACAUGGAGUUCUUGGAGGUGCUGACUGAGGGGCUGGAGCGGGUGCUGCUGGUGCGGGGGGGAGGCAGCGAGGUCAUCACUAUCUACUCCUAG